AUGCCAGUUUAUGCAUGGGAUCUGUGUCAUUUGCGCGAGGGAGAAAAGCGCGAUACAAAAAGCGCGAGGGACAAAAUCACGACGGAACAAAAACGCGACAAGACAAAUGCGCGAUGGACAAAACGCGACUGGAUAGAAGCGCGAGGAACAAAAGCGCGAGGGACAAAAGCGCACGACUGCGCAAAAACGCGACUGGAUAAAAGCGCUAGAAGCAAAAGCGCGAGCGACAAAGCGCGAGGGGACAAAAGCGCGACAGAACAAAAACGCAACUGGAUAAAGCGCGAUUGGCCAAGAACGCGAAGUGCCUUACUACGAGAACUGAAGAUCGUUUUCCAAAAUACAAGAUAUUUUCGGUGGCUCCGGUUCAAAAGAACGAUAUUUAAAAUAGCAACAUCAAAAAGGCGACAUAUUGUUAAAGCGAUAUAUCAAAAUAGCGACAUUUGGAACAGCGAUAUUCAAAAUAACGACAUCUAA
Ceutorhynchus assimilis (cabbage seed weevil) is the source of this 474-nucleotide messenger RNA. The record is from the annotation of a GenBank genome assembly. Lineage: Eukaryota; Metazoa; Arthropoda; Insecta; Coleoptera; Curculionidae.